Molecule: messenger RNA, 2026 nt
Organism: Pungitius pungitius (ninespine stickleback)
Lineage: Eukaryota; Metazoa; Chordata; Actinopteri; Perciformes; Gasterosteidae
Product: myelin-associated glycoprotein-like
Exons: 6
Coding region: 701-2026 (441 amino acids)
Source: RefSeq, a predicted model, not a curated record
CUUUGUUUAGACAGCCAUUUUUUUGAAGAACAGUGAUUUGUGUUAAUGUGCUGUUUGCCACUCCCCAUGCAAAUCAUCAAGAGCUCUAUAAAGGGUCUGUUUGUCACUGACACUUAGACGCUGAUGAAAUCUUUAUUUGGCUGCAUAGAAUCAAGUAUCAGUAUCGCACAAACUGAUCAGUCAGAUCCGGUUUAAAUCUUGAAUACGUUUUUUUCCAUAAUAAAGGCAUCGUGCGCUGUUCACCAUUAAGGUAAGACCAAAUAUUACAAACAGAUUGAAAUCUUUAAAAAGAUAUGCAACACAUUACAAAAUUUAAAUGAUUUAUUAAAACAAAUGAAAGACAGAAAUAUAAAUGGUACUUCUGGUCAAGAGGAAGUUGGUUGAUGUGUUUUGUGGUGCCAUAUCACUAUUAAAUGUCUCCCUGUUUGCCUCCUUAGUUGAUCAAAUAUCAGUGCAAAUAAGCGAUUUAAGUUCUUCUCUGCCAUUAACAGUUAUGAAUAAUAUAAACACCAGAAAUCACAAAACAAAAUACGCAGGCAGCGAUUGUUUUGAUAAAAUGUUUUUCUUUGUUUUUCCCGUGUUUAUUGUGCAUCACCCUGGCUGAUAUUGUGAUGGUAAAGCAGAAUUAGAGAUGAAUAGAUCUCCUUUGUGUGCAGCACAGCAUCUCUCUGUAGGCUCAUCCACCUGAAAGCAGGAAAGCAUGGCAGGUGCUGCCCAGCUUUUCCUGCUGUGCUGCCUGCUUCAAGGUAGUUCAUGCCAGAACUGGGCGAGCUUCAUGCCUCAGAGUCUACAGGGACUCAGUGGGUCCUGUGUGAGGAUCAACUGCACUUUCAGCAUUCCCACAACAUAUGAUCAAUACCUGGAUGAUACCUGUGUAGCCAUGUGGAACACAGGCGCUACGACAGUGUUCAACUCUGGGCUCAGUGGGCAAAGUGCAAACAUUCUGCAAGGAAACCUAACAGGAAACCUGCAUACAAAGAACUGCACCACCGUCUUCCACAACAUGUCACCAAAAGAUAAUAACACAUAUUACUUCAGACUGGAGUGUAACAAUCUAAAGUACAGCUUUCCAUCAAACGUCCAGAUCACCAUGACAGACUCACUGCCUAAACCGGUCAUAACUCCACCCUCGGUGGAGGUGCAAGAAGGAGCUCCAGUGAGGGUGGAGUGCUCGGCUGUAGCUCCCUGCCCCCUUCUUCCCCCGGCUCUCACUUGGACCCCUGCUAUAGGUGACGUUAAGAAGAACCAACAAGCUGCAUCUGUGACCUCCGUUAUGACCUUCACUGCUUCCCGCCUCCACAACGGACAGAGGUUACAGUGCUCUGCUCUCUACAGCCGACAGGCUGGAAACACUGACCUUCAGUAUGAAAAUAAUCUGACCCUCCGCGUUCUCUAUCCUCCAAACAACACAUGGGUCAGCCACUCCAGUCCCGUGAUAGAGGGCACCUCGGUGAACUUGACCUGCAACACCGACGCAAAUCCGUCCGUGGACAAGUUCACCUGGUACAAAGUGGAUGGAGAUCAGGUGGAGGCAGUGGGUUUCCACGCUUUGCUUUCCACUAAUGUCUCAGAGGCGGACAGCAGCUUCUUCUGCCAAGUCGGUAACAGAUAUGGAAGCCAGAACUCGUCCACCACUCAGAUAGACGUACAGUUUCCUCCCAAGGGAACCACAGUCAUUGUCCAACCCGACGGUCCCAUACUGGAGGGGGUCUCCGUGUCUCUGCUCUGUAAGAGCCGUGCCAACCCCCCCGUGACCAACUACACCUGGUACAAAGAUGAUGAGAAGAAGGUGUCUGGGUCGAGCUUGAAUAUAAGCAACGUCAGCCCGAGCCACAGAGGUCACUACCGCUGUGAGGCCAGAAACGAGCUGGGGGAGGGUCAGUCAGCAGCGACACAGCUGGACAUUCAGUCCAGGGGAACCCUCUUCCCUCCCUUUUAUGGCAAUUGGCUGGAGAGGCUGUCAAUCACUCUGUCAUCCCAACCACAGAAGUUCCCCUUGGGAGUUUGGUUAAGUGGAGCCAAAUAA